ACUCCUCGAACGGCUCCAUCCCCCCUGACACUUGUUGCUGCAGCACCGGGAGAGAACCAGCUUCAGCCUUUUCCUCUGGGAUUUCCCGCGGGGAGUGAUGAACUCCAUCGACCCUCAGGCCCAUCACCAGCACCAGCACCACACCCCCCCGACCGUCGGCUCUCUCCCACCCAAAGGCGCGCAGGAGGCCCCGGACAUGGCCGCUGUGUACUGCGACAACUUCAGCAGCAUGUACCACCAGCAGAGCCUGCAGGGCGCGCAGAGACCCGCCGGCUACGGCCUCGGGGAUUACGCGUCGUCUCCGAACCCGUACCUGUGGCUCAACGGGCCGGGAGUCAACUCCCCCGCGUCCUACCUGCACGGGAACAACCCGGCCUCCUUCAUCCCGCCCUCCUACGGCUCGCAGCGGCAGUUCAUCGCCAACUCACCUGGCUUCGGUGGCCCCGACCUGGGCUGGCUGUCCAUCGCCAGCCAGGAGGAGCUGCUGAAGCUGGUGCGUCCGCCCUACUCCUACUCCGCGCUCAUCGCCAUGGCCAUCCAGAACGCGCACGAGAAGAAGCUGACCCUGAGCCAGAUCUACCAGUACGUGGCCGACAACUUCCCCUUCUACAAGAAGAGCAAAGCCGGCUGGCAGAACUCCAUCCGCCACAACCUGUCCCUGAACGACUGCUUCAAGAAGGUGCCGAGGGACGAGGACGACCCAGGAAAAGGAAACUACUGGACGUUGGACCCAAACUGUGAAAAGAUGUUUGACAAUGGGAAUUUCCGCAGAAAAAGGAAAAGACGGUCAGACCCUGGCAGCGUUGGAGGAGUGGCGGCGGCGGCGGCUGCAGCGGUGACGGUGGGACCCACUAAAGUUGAGGAUGGCAGGCCGGCAGGGUCGGGCCCCCUGAAGCCCUCAGACAGCCCUCAGCUCCUGGGGCCUUCCUCUCCGGAGAUGGAGACGAUGAACGAAAACCACAAGAGCUCGUCGUCGUCGUCGCCGCCGGGACUGACCUCGUCCGCUCCUUGUUUUAACAACUUUUACAGCAGCAUGUCCACGCUGAGCUCGGGGGCCCCCGGCCGGCAGGGGUCCCUGGGACUGGUGAACGAGCUGUCAAAUCGGAACAUUACGGCCCUGAGCCCGUACCACCCCAACCACGGCGGACAGGACGGGGGAGUGUCGGAGCACAGCGAGGGCUUGCAUUUCAACCGUGGAGUGUACUACAACACGUUUGGCGGGGGGCAGAGCGGACAGUUCAACGGCCACUUCUACAACAGCUUCAGCGUCAACAGCUUGAUUUACCCGAGGGAAGGGACCGAGCUAUAGGAUAACACUCGCUGAGAGGGACAAAGACGCCGAGCGUGCAUUUCAGCCGAGGGGUCAGAGUGCAUGCUGGGUAGUGGCUCCUCGAACGCAACGCUCCCUUCGCUGAUCCGUUCAGAUCAGAGGACAUUAAGUAUUUUACGCUUGAUUUCACUUGACGAGAAGAGUCAAAUGAAAAAUUAGCACUUACCGUUAUUUUUUUGUUCCUUCUAUUUCUAUAUCAAAGCUCCUACUUUGCUCUUAUUGCUACAAAUGUAUUUUCAAACUAAAACAACCACUGAAAACUUGUUCCAGACGUCACUGUACAGCACAUUUGAUAUUUCGAUGCCAAAUCUCGCCGCCCGUGUUUCUGUGCAGCAGCUAAAUUCUUCCAGUCGAUUGCACCUGUUUAAACUUUUUAUUCAUCAUCAUCGUCAACACAGAUCUGCCAAAGUUGCCUUUUGAGAGAGAGAGAGAGAGAGAGCGAGAGAGCGAGAGAGCGAGAGAGAGAGCGAGAGAGAGCGAGAGACCGCCAUUACCUCACAACAACAUCACAUGACAUGAGCGUUGAGGGUUAACCUGCGUAUUUACACAACUUCCAAAUGCAGCAAUAAUUGAUUUAACACAGACGUGAUCCAAAAACAUUGCCUUAUUUUGUAUGUCCUCCACGUUGACUGAAACCAUAGCACUAAGGCUCAUGUAAAUACUUUAUAAAUGUGUAUUUUUGUAAAUUAUAAAGAUAGUUUGUGACUAUUUAUGCUAUUUAUGCUAAUAGGUCUUUUUUUUUUCUACUUGUUGUCUGAACAUAGUUUGAUUCAAGCAGACGUGAAUGAUAUUAGCUUCCAAAAUGUGCCGAGAACAGUAUCACUGAAACCCAGAUGUCAUAAAUAUAUAUAUAUAUAUAUAUAUAUAUAUCAAAAACAAAUAAUAUGCUGUGUCAUGGUUUCUCUCAGGAUUCAAUAUGACAAUCAUUGAAUGGCUUUUGUAACUAUUGUCUCUUUUUUUUAUCUUUAUA
Messenger RNA from Hippoglossus stenolepis (Pacific halibut), 2300 nucleotides. It is a transcript of the gene foxi2, whose product is annotated as forkhead box I2. Gene Ontology annotation, molecular function: RNA polymerase II cis-regulatory region sequence-specific DNA binding; DNA-binding transcription factor activity, RNA polymerase II-specific. Lineage: Eukaryota; Metazoa; Chordata; Actinopteri; Pleuronectiformes; Pleuronectidae. The transcript is spliced from 2 exons. The coding region runs from base 98 to 1309 and encodes 403 amino acids. Gene Ontology annotation, biological process: anatomical structure morphogenesis; cell differentiation; regulation of transcription by RNA polymerase II. The record is from RefSeq and is a predicted model, not a curated record.